GCGCCCGGAAGAAAGGAAAGGGGUGGUAGCCUAACACAGUUGAGUGGUCGUGGCGGUCGUGUACCAGGGAGCGCUUGCCCUACUACUGCGAUGUUCUGUAUUGCAUAGGAAGUUUAAGGACGAGAGAAUUGAAAGCCUGGACAAUCGAGCCGCCUUGUAUUUAAAAUCUCAUAUUUUGACCCUCAGACUCUUUUUACAUGCCAGGAAAUUUUUAAACGACUGACUGGUGGGGGGAAACGCUUCUUUUUUCCAUUCCGUUACAGUUCCGAGUAUCCAAUGCUUUUACAGCCGUUUAUGAACAGCACACUCGAAGCUAUGCAUCCAACGGGAAUCCAAAAAGACACUACUUUUACGAAGAUUUUCGUAGGGGGUUUACCCUACCACACAAACGACGCGUCUCUGAGAAAAUACUUCGAGGCAUAUGGAGAAAUCGAUGAGGCUGUGGUCAUAACGGACAGACAGACGGGGAAAUCAAGAGGCUACGGCUUCGUGACGAUGACUGACAGGUUAGCAGCAGAACGAGCUUGUAAAGAUCCAAAUCCCAUCAUUGAUGGUCGUAAGGCUAAUGUUAACCUGGCCUACCUUGGAGCCAAGCCACGCAGUCUUCAGACAGGCCUAUCUGUUGGUGUGCAGCCUAUUCAUCCAGCACUUAUUCAGAGGCAGUAUGGCAACCCUUCAACGGAUACAAACUUUUAUUGGCUCGCUAAAGGCUGGUGCCGCAGUAUGUAUACCCGCAAGCCUUCGUACAGCCCGGCCUUGUGCUCCCUUCUCAAGUGGCCUCCUCGCUCACGUCACCAUAUGUGGACUACACUGCCGCCUAUGCCCAGUGUACCUCAGCAGCAUUUGAGCACUACCCCUAUGCCUCUUCCCCAGGUUUCAUGGGCUAUGGCUACACCAACAGCCACAUCACCGGCCCACCUUCCAGCACCACUUCGCUGCACCAGACCCUCACCAAUGCUCCCAAUGCUGCCACCCCUGCUUUUAUCCAGUACCCACCACAGCAGCAUCUGCAGGCUGAGCGCAUGCAGUGAGGGCCAGAUGAGCCAUGUGAGCUCUGGGAAAAGAACAUAAAAACUUUUGCACUGUCACAUCAGGAUUUGCUUCCGGCAGCCGAGUCCGGAGACAGUGAAACUGUGCAGUGGCUUUAAAAGAGCUUCCAGAAGCACUGAUGCUUUUUUUUUUUUUUUAGUUCUUUCAACAUUAUUACUGUUAUUACUAUUAUUCAUGCUAUUCAUAUCAUAAGCUUAAUUGUAUUAAUGUUUCUUUUUGUGCAUAUUAUAUUGUUAAGAUCAAUCAAAGUAAGGUGCCUCAUUGUAUAGAGUGGGAAACAAAGUUAAGGAAGACUAUACAGUCAUACACUGAACACGAAGUGGUUUUAGAAGUUUUAAACGGGGUAUUGCUGCUUAAGGACACCGGGGAAAGCAUUUGAGAGAAUGGAAAGUCGAGAUUUAAGGUUAUGGCCAGGGCAGAACACAGAAUGAGAGGGGUGGGAAAUGGAGAUGCAAGAGAAUACCCGUACAUGCACAACAACAUGAGACGUUGGUACUAAAUCCAGGACAACAUGGAGAACUUCAAGCUUCUGUUACUGCUUAAAGACACUCAAACUCCCCCAGGACUACUUUUUUUUUUUUUAUAAUGAAGAGGCCUUAAAUCCAGAAUCUUUCUUUAAAUGUAAAUGACCAUUCUAGCAUUUGUAUAUAGGGUGAACUGUGAAUAAGCCACCACCUGCUUCCAAACAAAAUAAACCCCAGUCUACAGACCUCAGACUUGUUUAAGUCCAAAGACUUGCGAUAUGGUAUUUUAGAGUAAGGGUGCUAAUUAAAGAUUUUGAUCAGGUUUCUGUCCGUGGUAAUGAAUGUGACUUUAUGCCAUAAUGCAAAACUGAUUUGGAGACAGGUGUCCAGUUCAGGAGAAGCAUUGAAUGUGCCCCUUGUUUGGAUUGUGGAUGAAUGGAGAUAAUCAUUAUAUGAUGCAAUAAGCAUUGGUUUUUAACAUGUAUGGUAGCUGACACUGAUACCUACAGUACAUCAGUUUUGUAUAACUGUUAAAAAAAUAAUUGUAAAACGUCUUUUUGAAUAUCUCUCAGACAGGGGUGUUCUUUAUGUACAGCAUCGUCACAAUUUAAAGCAUUUUGCAGUAUUUAUGUUAAGAUAUUUAAGUGAUCUGUGGUACAUUUUUUUUAAUGUAUAAAUUGGUCUCUCUGUAUACCAGACAUGCAAAACAUACAAUGUUUCAGGCUUCUGGUUGCCAAAUAAGAUUGUGUACAUAGUUGAUUUAGCAUUCUUCCUAUUCUAAUAAUCUACACAUGCACCUAAUAAUUUUAAGUUGUUUUUUGAGCCUCAGCUUGCACCUGGCACAUAAUUGCUCUACAAAGCAUUUUUAUGUCACACCAUUUCACUAUUUGCAAAGAAGCCAUACCAAGAAAAGUCUUGGGGAAAAAUAAAGACUUUAUACUAAAAAUA
Molecule: messenger RNA, 2462 nt
Organism: Hemibagrus wyckioides
Lineage: Eukaryota; Metazoa; Chordata; Actinopteri; Siluriformes; Bagridae
Gene: rbm38
Product: RNA binding motif protein 38
Exons: 5
Coding region: 277-1071 (264 amino acids)
Cellular component (GO): cytosol
Molecular function (GO): RNA binding
Source: RefSeq, a predicted model, not a curated record